UCGAUUCAAGCAACGUACACAAUCUUCUUAUGUAUACGUACAUAUUACGCAAAAAAAAAAGUUAGCGAGAGGUACAUAGGAUGUUGAGAACCCAUUAAACAUCCGAGCAAUAUGAGAUCGUUUUUGCUGUGAAACGAGCUAAAGAGUUCAGCCGACGGAAGCUGCAUUAGGUUAACGAACCUGGGACCAAAGGAUAGAGACAUUCAUACAUCUCUAUGUCCAGGAAGCGUUCAAACACGCCGUGCCCGACCCAGAGACAAGUUUUUGGAAGAUCUGUUCUUUCCUUCCCGCCGCCUGCCCCUCCCAGCUAGUGAGUACGCGAAGAGGGCUCGUGGUGUGUGCGUGCGUGUGUUUUACUUAAAGUGAAAAAAAAAAAAAAAAAAGAUUUGAAGUUUUCAAUAGUUGGUUAGAUACAACCAUGGCUGGCUCCUUUGACCAGUAUGAUAAGGCCAGCUGGUAUUUUGGAGCAAUGUCUCGGCAGGAUGCUUCUGACUUGUUGAUGAGCGAAAAGGAAGGAGGUGUGUUUCUGGUAAGGGACAGUAUCUCCAUACAUGGUGAUUUUGUCCUGUGUGUCAAAGAGGACAGCAAAGUCAGUCACUACAUCAUCAACAAAAUCCAGCAAAGUGAUACAAUACGUUAUAGGAUUGGGGAUCAGUUAUUUCCUGACAUACCAAGUCUACUAGCCUUUUAUAAGCUUCAUUAUUUAGACACUACACCGUUAAUUAGACCAGCGCCAAAGAAAAUUCAGAGGGUUAUUGCUAAGUAUGACUUUGAAGGCAAUGACCCUGAUGACUUGCCGUUUCGAAAAGGUGAUGUCUUGACCGUAAUCUCCAAAGAUGAAGAGCAAUGGUGGACAGCUAGAAACAGUCUUGGGCAAACCGGUUCUGUGCCAGUGCCGUAUGUGCAAAAAUACGAGGAAGACAACCACACGGGAGUGGAAUCGAUUCCAGCAAGGCCAGAAAGUGGCGGUAGUUCAGGUUCGGGUACAACACAAUCGUCGCAUGCUGAAUCUCAACCAGUGGGUACAAACUCGCAGCAGGGCACUCCCAACACGAACACGUUGACACAGCGUCGCUCUAACAUUCAACGAACGUUGCCAGCAUUUGCCAAAGUCAAGCAAGCUCGCGUACCCAACGCGUAUGAUAAGACGGCGCUAAAACUUGAAGUUGGUGACAUAAUCAAAGUCACGAAAACAAACAUCAAUGGCCAGUGGGAGGGUGAGUUGCACGGCAAAGUUGGACACUUUCCUUUCACGCACGUUGAGUUCGUUGACAACGAGACACCCGAGCCAGAGAGUCAGGAUGCUUAACGGGCUUUUGAAAACGAUUGCAACGUAAAGUGUUUUUUUUUACCACAAGUACAUGUAUACUGAUGCAUAUGUGUGCGCCAUAAAGGAGUUAUAUUCAAUUGUGCGAUGCUAUUGGAUUGUAUCACGAGUCAAGUGAAUUUUCGUAUCCUUGCCGACUAAGUGCAAUGUAUCAUCGAAUUUUUGUAGCCGUUGACGACUUUAUAUUUAAGAUCUUUCAUGCACCGAGUUCAUCGAGAGAUGAACGUAAAAUUCUGAUAAUCUUGACAGUACUAUGCUGCAUUUGACAUAGUUUGCGUUUUUAAUGUGUGAACUUUGUAACGGGAGAACGAACGAUGGGUUCUUCGUGUUUGAAAAGAAAUUUUCCCAGGUAAUUUAAAAGAAAAAGGCAUGGACAGUUUUCACUGUUUUAAACUAGCUUUAAGCUUUUUAUCGGGCCUUACACGGCAGAAUUGUUAAAAUAACUAAUUAAUUUGUGGAGUAAUUUCGAUUGUAAACAUUCGACAUGGUAAUACUUUGAAAGUUUUGCUCUAAAUAAUUAAUUAGUAUUUUCAUUUAAUUUUUUUAGGUGUAUUUAGUAAGUCAUGAUUAUUAACAAAAAGUGUCCUUGUCUAGAUCACUCUCAAGUGUAGAUAUUUAUUCAUCAUUAUAUUACAUAAUUAGUUUAUAAAAUGAAAAUUGAAAAAAAAAAAAAAAAAA
This is a messenger RNA of Copidosoma floridanum, 2005 nucleotides long. It is a transcript of the gene Crk, whose product is annotated as Crk proto-oncogene, adaptor protein. Gene Ontology annotation, biological process: cell migration; enzyme-linked receptor protein signaling pathway. Gene Ontology annotation, cellular component: cytoplasm. The record is from RefSeq and is a predicted model, not a curated record. NCBI's taxonomy places the organism in Eukaryota, Metazoa, Arthropoda, Insecta, Hymenoptera, Encyrtidae. Gene Ontology annotation, molecular function: signaling adaptor activity; receptor tyrosine kinase binding.